GUAGCAUGCCACAUCUGAGCUGAAAAAAGAACUAAAUCCCUUGGGCCAAAUUCAUUCCUGAAGUUGCUUGAUUGAACACAUUGCGUUUACACUGAGCACAGAUUUGGCUCAUACCUGACUUUGUCAGCAUUCACUGUGCUGUAACUAAGUAACAAGAGCACUGUCGUUAGGGGACAGAUGAAUAGCUUUCUCUACGGUUAUUAGAGCACCGAGCACCUUUAAGGAGUGCAGAAUCUGUGAAAGGAGGAAUUGGGGAAAAGGACACUGCUCCUUUUAGAGUCUGUGUAACAGAACUGAUAAGCUAUUCCUGUGAUGUGAUCGAAUGUGACUGAAUACUGCAGGCUCUUGGACUCUUAUUCUGUAAAAUCCACAGGAGAACAGCACAGGAAAAGAUCGGAGGGAACAGCUUCUGCUAUACUAAGAAAGGUCUUUGAAGGGCAGCCCCAAACAUGCUGGCAGGAUCUCAUAGUGCUGAAGCAACAGCUUAUAGCAAGCUCUACUCAGAGAAUGCCAAAGUAUCCAUUGUAACCAGAGGAUUAUGAGGCAGUAGUGUGAAGUAAUUCUGAAUGCCAGCAGUCUUCUGUUCUAGAGGGACCUGACUACAGCUGGACUGCCACCAAAUGCUGGAGAGCUCUUCAGUCCCUUUGUUCAUUGUCUUCAUCCUGCUUUUCAUUUUGCUGCUCAUUGUGUUGCUCAUCAGGAGAAACGGCACUGCUGCCCUUAUCUGGAAUGAAAUAAUCCGGGAGAAAGUAACCAAUUUCAUCAUGAAUCAGAGCAAAGAACAGAGGAUUUUAAAUUUUGUGCUGCAGAAUGCAGUCCGAGGGGACCCCUAUAGUGUGGUGGACACUAUAGAUAAAUACUGCUCCCAGAAAGAGUGGGCCAUGAAUGUGGGCAAUGAGAAAGGUCUAAUUCUAGACAAGACAGUGGAAGAGGCCAAUCCAUCAGUUGCCCUGGAGCUGGGAACAUACUGUGGCUACUCAGCAGUGAGGAUUUCUCGGCUACUGAAGGCAGGAGCUCGUCUGCUCACUGUAGAGUUCAACCCAGAAUUUGCUGCUAUAGCUAAACAGAUGAUUGAGUUUGCUGGAGUACAAGAUAAGGUAAAACUCCUAGAAGGCCCUUCAGAGGAAAUUAUUCCCCAGCUAAAAAAAAAAUAUGAAGUGGAUACUCUGGAUUUUGUCUUCCUGGACCACUGGAAAGACAGAUACACACCAGACACCAUCCUGCUUCAGGAAUGCAACUUGCUGAGGAAGGGCUCAGUUCUUCUGGCUGACAAUGUAAUUUUCCCAGGAGCUCCAGAUUUCCUUAACUAUGUCCGCAAGAGCCCCCAUUUCCAAUGCACUAACUACCCAUCUCAUCUGGAAUAUAUGCAAGUGGAAGAUGCUAUGGAGAAGGCUGUGUUUUUGGGAUAAAGAGAGCCAUUAAUAAUCAACUUUUGUUUCAAAUGAUGUAAAUGCAACUGCACAGGUUAACUUGUCCAUGCUUUAAAGUUUUUUAUUAUUAUUAAUAUUUUAUUUUUUUUGGAGCCUGUAGUUAAACAAGCGCUAGUGAACUUUUUAGGCGAGGUAGAAAUCAAGAUCAGGAGUAAGUAGGGUCUGUGCCAUUGUUCUACAUUAAUUCAGCAAACCCAAGGUGAUGCACAUUGCCCUGCCUUGGCCAACACAUCAUCAAACAACAGAGUCUGUUAUUUUGAGCUCAAGCUUGAACCACAGUUUGGGUUUAGGGUGAGGUGGAGAAAUACACUGCAACUUCUGAAAACUUGUGUCCCCAGGCUAAAUUCAUUAAUCAUUAGCAGGAGUGGGAAAAAACAUCCAUGUUGCAAGAAAAGACCAUUUCAUGUGCCCUAUUUUUGCUAAAUUACUAGCAUGCCUCUUGAUGCAGUGAAGGCUCCUCUUGUGAGAUCAGAUACUUCUUUGCACAUUUACUGCAAAAGUUAAUCAUCUCUAUGUGAAAGAGCAUGCACUGAAAGAAGACAGACCCAUGCAGUGAUGAGAAAAACCAGAAUUUUGAAAACACAAACAAAUAAAAUUAUUAAUCUGCCCAUGCAGAGGCAGGGAAAACUGAAGUAGUAAACAGAUUAAAAUAAACACAGUAACAGACAAGUUUUGUUACUUAACAAAAGGCACAGACUCUUUCCAAAAGAAUACAAAACGACAUAAUAUUUGACCUUGAGAAAAUGCUGUUUAUCCCCUCAUUAUCCUGUACAUACAUAGUAUGUGCUUUUUAGGGGCAGGGCAAGCUGCUUACUCUGAAGUGCUGUGUAUGUUUAAGAUGCUGUAUAAAAAUAAAGGCCAGAGAGAAAGGGUUUUAGCAGGUGGGUCCUGCAUGCCCUGGUUAACCUCAGUGCUGUUACACUAUGUGAAUAGUCUGGGGUGUCAUUGAGAAGAUUCAAAGCCAAAUACCAUCUCUAACUCACCUGAACAAUGCAGAAAUCCAGUGGCAUUUCCUAGCAUGUCCUGCUGUGAUUAUGUAAGGCAGACAUGGUCACAUUUAUAAAUAAAAAAUAAAAAACAAUAGAGCAGGGGCAUGACUUCCAUUUUUUCCAAUUAAUUCUGUACUGCACCUGAGGCUUUCAGAUUUGAAACAGCCACAGAAAGAUCCAACAGUUGAAAACCAGAGUUAAAACCAAGGACAACCAUUCUUGUCUUUCCCAGUAUGAAUUCUUUCAAGCCUGUUACGAGUUUCUUCCUUGUAUAGCCCACCUUACUACAGUGGUCCCUCCCCUGGCCUGUGUGCUGCAGAAAAUCCACCUCCAAGACACCAGUAAGGAGCAGAGGAUCACCAUGCAGUGUAAAAGAAAACUAGAACAGGCUAAGGUGACGGAGUCAGUUUAGAAAUGACCAAGCAAGCCAUGGUGACCCAGUCAGCUUGUGAAGUGUGCAUUUCAUAGGGAUAGGAAGGAGAAGGCAACACUAUCAGAGUUUUUCUAACAAAUUAAACUCUGUCAUACUGAGAAAUACACAAGUUUUCCUGUAGUGGAUUAGAUUAUGCAGAAGCAGCCUCAUGUGACUCUGUUGUGCUGUUCUGUGUAGAGCUGACACUGAGUCUAACACUUUCAUCUCAUACUGCAAGUCAGUGAUUAGUUCUGUAACAUUGCUCAGCAGCACAUCCUCUUGGCAUUCAGCUAAACUCAAAGUCAUUGGAUGAAAGUCCUUCAGGUGGUUGCAAGCGGUUUUUGCAAAAUUUGCAAUGCAAAAUAAUCUUCAAGCCCAUUUAUUGGCAUACACAAGUUUCUAGAGCACACUGGAAAGUCUGGAUACAUAUGGUUGACCAGAAAAUUUGUCUGUACAUCUAAAGCCUCAACUCCAAAGAAUCCUCUCUUGUGUUUAGCCCUAAACACCUUUGCACCCAACAGACACUCCUGUCACAGCAGGGCAAGUCACACAGGCUGACAAGCAAACCAGUCUCAGAAGGAUGAGUAAGAGUAAACAGGUACACUCUUCUGCACUUUACAAGAGAGGAUCAGAAAAAUGCAAUCCUACUGCUCAUUAAUGGCCAAAAUUACUGUUCAAGAGACUGUCAAGAAGAUUAGAAAAGGUGGGAACUUGUACAGUUAGCAUGGAUAUUUCGAAAGAUGCAUCAGUGAAAAUGUAUUUGUAAUAAAUGUGGCAAAUAUUUGACCAGCCACCUUUUCGUACAUAAAGGUAUUUUAAUUCAUUGGAAAGCAUCUCCUACAUGGCAAACUGUAAAAAUAAACACAAUGUAUGUACUAUCAGAA
Molecule: messenger RNA, 3715 nt
Organism: Corvus hawaiiensis (hawaiian crow)
Lineage: Eukaryota; Metazoa; Chordata; Aves; Passeriformes; Corvidae
Gene: COMT
Product: catechol-O-methyltransferase
Exons: 6
Coding region: 621-1409 (262 amino acids)
Biological process (GO): developmental process; catecholamine catabolic process; dopamine metabolic process
Cellular component (GO): membrane; axon; dendrite
Molecular function (GO): magnesium ion binding; catechol O-methyltransferase activity
Source: RefSeq, a predicted model, not a curated record